GCCUUAUGCUCUGCCCUUUGUGUGUUGUGCUUAUUGCUGGUGCUGUGGUAGAGAUGCUUACAAUUGCGACUACACGCAACGGCCCAACACCUGAUUGGGUAUCGGCGGAGCACGAUCGUCGUUCCAUGUCGAGCAUGCUCCGAGUCUCACACGUAUCAAGUCUGGUGGCAGAAGGGCAGCAUUUCGGAGGGCCGUCCUGCGCCCGUUUGCGUCAACCUGGUGUGUCAACCUUGUGAAGAGUCAACAUGCAUUCCACACUACGUGUUUUGCCCCAAGUGCGGUGUGGCUGGUCUGGAGGUGUGGUGUGAGGCUGGAGCUCGAUGAAGGUCACAUGCACAGCAGGAUCAGCAAUCAAAUCUGCCGUAAUCAAUCUCCGCUAAACCCGCUUGUGUGUAGACUUCUUGACAUGUAUAUUCAACCAGCACCGUG
This is a messenger RNA of Boeremia exigua, 429 nucleotides long. RefSeq lists its product as uncharacterized. The record is from RefSeq and is a predicted model, not a curated record. The coding region runs from base 6 to 236 and encodes 76 amino acids. NCBI's taxonomy places the organism in Eukaryota, Fungi, Ascomycota, Dothideomycetes, Pleosporales, Didymellaceae. The transcript has a single exon.